UCCAACCCUGUUGUAGUCAAAAAGUGAGGUUAUGUUGAAAAUACAAUUUUUUUCGCUAUUUUCCCGAUUUUUCCUUUUUUGACAUUUACAUAUUACAAGAUUUACAGUAAUUUAGAUAAUUUAUCAGUAAAGAAUAAAAUUAAAAAUAGUGUCAAAUUAAAAUACGUUCUUUUUCAAUUAGAAAAAAUUGUUUUUUAAUCGCAGCAAGAAGAUUGAAUCGCAGGAAUCGCAGGCAAGAAGGAAAAUUCUCCGAGAAUUUACCAGCGGUUAUAUUCUCUUUGGUAAUAUAACCGACAAUCCCGACAAUCGACAUAGAAGAUAGAAGACAAGACUAGAACGUUUAUGACGUUUAUACAAAAAUAUAUUUUUUUAAAAGAGAAUUUUUUUAUAUAAAAUAUAUAUUUUAAAUAAGCAUUGUAUUUUUGAAGUUUAGUUUUUAUGCGGUAAAAUCGCAUCAGUAGCAGGCGUAAUUAUAUUUUUAAAGGUUAUUUUUCAUUGACAAGUGACUGUCAACAAAAUAUAGAAUUCAACCAAUUCAACAAAGUGACUGAAAAUGAUUAUUACAGGCACAAAAUAGAGUUUAUUGUUAAAAAAAAAUAAAUAGAAACAACCGGUCGUUUAGUUAUGUAGUAAAAAAUUAAAUCCAGAGAAUUAAAAAAUCAAAAUUAAGAAAGUUAAACCACAAGUGAAAUAAUGGAAGAAACAGCAAAAAAUCAGAUUGGAAAAUUCAUUCAAGAUUUGAAAGAAGCAACUUUAACGCAAAAUGAUUAUCAGGAUUGUAAUAUUGUGAAUAUAUCGGAAAUUCUCGAUUCUUUGGUCAAUAUUAGUAAAACUGACGACAAAACAGAAAAUGUAGAAUUUAUAACAGACAAAAUUUUUCUGAAAUUAUUAACAAUUAAUUCGGAAACAAUUGCAACAAAGACUGCAAAAACAAUUGCCGAAAUUGCAAAGACUGAAAGUGGAAGAGAAAAAUGCACAAGGGAGGAUUUAGUUAGAACAUUGAUAGAACUUUUGCAAUCGCAAAAUUUGGAACUUCUCAUUCAGGUCUCGAGGGCACUUGGAAAUAUUUGUUACGAAAAUGUGAAAGGCAAAACGUUAAUUCAAGAGAUGGAGGGAUUGAAACAUAUUUUAAAGCUUCUUGAGAGAGGAAUUGAAUUUGGUAACAAAGAGGGGGCGGAUUUUUUAAGAAACGUAGCAGCUGGAUUUUUGUUAAAUUUUCUCGUGGACCAAAAUAAUAUUGAUAAAGAGGUGAUAAAAAGCGAGGUUGUUCCGGUGAUUUGCAAAAUAUUAGAAAUCGAUGGCACUGCGAAUCGAGAGGCAGCGAUGCAAGUACUUUUAAUUCUUGGCGUUUUGAACGAUAUCGACGUACAAUUUCUCAACGAGAGGCUCGCCAAUAUUUUAGUCGAAAUUCUCAGCAGUGACAAUUCGUCCGAAUUUUCUGAAAUGUGCUUAGAAAUUCUUCACGGACAAGCGGAAGACGAGAAUGCAAAAUUACUGUUGGCCAAGGUUGGCGUUUGCGAAUUACUUCUUAAAUUAUUGGAGAAACAUGGACCACGUUGUACGGAUGAGGAAACAAGAUCAGUAUUGAAAGUCGCUUGUAAUUUGAUUGUUCUAAUUCUAACUGGAGACGAGAGUAUGAAUCUACUGUACAAGAAUAGCGAGGGCUAUGUUUACAAAAAACUGGUGGAUUGGCUGGAGAAUAUUGACGAGGAUCUCCAAGUGACGGCCGUUUUGGCCAUGGGAAACUUCGCACGAGCCGAUAAGCAUUGUGAGUCAAUGGUCGUCGAGGGCGUUCACAAGAAAUUAUUGAAAUUAAUCAAUAAAAACAGUGACAAAUGCGGUGACAUUCGAUUUCAACACGAUCUCCUGAGUGCAAUGAGAAAUCUCGUCAUUUCGCCGACAAAUAAAUCUCAAGUCCUCAACGAUGGACUCAUUGAAAUUCUCAUGCCAAUGCUCGACAUUCCAACGUUUCCGGUUGUCUUCAAACUUCUCGGAACACUUCGAAUCGUCAUCGGCGGACAGCAGAAUGCAGCGAUAUUAUUGGGAAAGAAUUCGAGACUAAUGGAAAAAGCUGUGGAAUGGUCGGGAACCGAAGAUCAUCCCGGGGUUCAAGGCGAGGCGAAUCGUUUAUUAGCCUGGCUAAUAAUUAACAGCAGAGACAAGGAAGUCGUAUUGACACUGAUAAAUAACGACGGAGUGAAGAGAUUAGUGAAAAUGCUCAAUUCCAAGCAUCCAUUAAUGCAGAAUGAAGCUCUAUUGAGUUUAAAUAUCAUCACCGCAAUUUGUCUCGCCGAAUCGGAGAAAUUUCUAAUUGAUUCGAAUAUUAGUCACGGAUUGUUACGAUUUAUCAAGGAGAGCGCACCAACUGUCGAGCCACCAAUUAUUUACAAUUCUCUCUCCCUUACACUAAAUCUCGUCAAAUCUGAUAACUUAAAGGAGCAUUUAAAAGAAUCUCAAGUUCCUGCCUCGUGGAAGGAGUUGAUAAAAUCCCGCGAGAAAGAAAUGGAAAUACCAAAAGAUAAAAUGAAAAUUCUAUGUGUCGAACUAAAUAUUUCUCUUGACUGAACAAAAAACCAAUUCUUCCUAUAAAAAAAGAAAAAUAAUUGUGACUGCCUCUAAAUGCCAUAAAAAAAAUGCACUGAAAAUUCCAUUUUAGUGUUACAAGAAAUAUAAAAAAGUCUCUAUACAAUAUAUACUAUAUUUUAGAUACAAAAAAUGCGCGUAUACAAAUAUUUUUUUUUCUCUUUUCUGUAAUCUCUUUCUAACACUUUAUUUCCAAAUUUCCUAUUAAAUGGAAUCAAUGUGUAUUUAAAUCAAAUCCUGUUUAAUAUAAAUAUAUAUAUAUAUAUACUAAAAUAUUUGUCAAGAUAUUGAAAAAAAAUAUUUAUUUAUUGAAAAUAAAUUUUUGCUGAAUGUAAUCUAUGUAAA
This is a messenger RNA of Leptopilina heterotoma, 2928 nucleotides long. It is a transcript of the gene vimar, whose product is annotated as rap1 GTPase-GDP dissociation stimulator 1. The record is from RefSeq and is a predicted model, not a curated record. Gene Ontology annotation, cellular component: cytosol. Lineage: Eukaryota; Metazoa; Arthropoda; Insecta; Hymenoptera; Figitidae. Bases 694 to 2565 code for a protein of 623 amino acids. Gene Ontology annotation, biological process: positive regulation of GTPase activity. Gene Ontology annotation, molecular function: guanyl-nucleotide exchange factor activity; protein binding. The transcript has 10 exons.